AACUCAGAGCGUAGGCAGACUGCCGUCAGAACUAACCGAUAUUGUAUACACGUACAUCAAUAGGUACAUAUCAAAAACAUAUACAUAUACGGAACAACAUCGAACUAUAUAAACGUUAACUAUUGAUUGUCUUAAUCCUGACCGACAUACAGUGCUUGUGAAAGUAUAGGUGAUUAUCGUAACGUGUGUUGUCGAAGCCGAGUGCUGCGGUUGAGUGGCAGCGCGUGAAUGGAGGGACGCAGGAUCGAUAGAGCGGACUGCGCAGGCUCGUCGACGGCCCACAGCUGGCAGCUUCGCAUCCCACAUCAAAACGCUUCAACCCGCGCCAGUGUCUACUGUAAAGAACUAUAGUGCUUCCAAACGAUACACGGAUAUGUUCCGGCCCCUUCGACGGCUCUAAACGAUGUAAUGUACGGCCUGUCUUUGCGGCAGGCUCUGUGGGCGCUGGCGUUGAUAAACGCGCUGGCGCCCUCGCACGCCGAUGGUAACAUAGGUUGCUUGUUCAGCGCACCACUGUGUGUAGAGGGCGUAGAGUGGUGCUACGAUGAUUUCGCCUUUGGGAAAUGCAUUCCGGUUUACGAGGAAGAGUCAGAAGAAGGCGCGCUCUACCGUUACGACAUGGGUCCGGAGCAACUGCAAUGGUUCGAAGGAGAGUUGCAACGUCUUGCAGCACGCGGCUACCGCUGGGAGCACGCCUACACCCAGUGCGUUCUGCAAGCCAUGCUCCUCACACUACAACAGAACAUAGAUCUGAGCAACGUAAACACGAAGAUAUGUGAACAUUUCGCUGAUCCAACAUUGACUUCUGACACUUCUGAAAGUGAAAUUGUUAAUCCAGAAAUGGAACCAGAAGAGACAGCCUUUAUUCGUUAUACACCAAACGCUGCCGUCGGGGUUGACUCUGACUUUGCUAAUGAAAUUUACAACCCACCGAUCGUGCCAGAAGAUAACCCCAACAUAGGUGAUAUCGAAACGGAAACUCCCAGUGAUAAGCUACGAGACUUGAUGCUAAUGACGGACAAUGAAGAGUCUCCUGUUAUUUUACCAUUUAACGGCUUCAGAGAACGCCUUCAAGCUGAAGGAAAGGGUCGAACCAAAACAAACGUACAUCUAAACUUAAUCGACAAAGAAAAGAAAUCUGUGAAUGAAAUGAUGGCUCAAAACGAUCCUAAUAUCGGAUACACAGACGAGGAGCGUUUAGGUGCGCAUUUCCGUAAGUUUAAAAUGCCACCUAAGGCACUAGAAUAUUUCACUAAGGACGGCUUAUCAGCUCUCGACGAAGAAGUGCGUUCAAACGCAUACAAGAAUUACAUACAAAGUUUUGAAUCGAAAAAUUUUCCAUUUCAAUAUGAAGAUCCGUCCGAUAUUCCGGAAUCUCGGAUUUAUGACGAAGAUUUAGACGAAUUGCCUAUUGAUCCAGACAGCGGGGAGCUAGAUGCCUACCGUGCUAAAGGUAAGCCUCCAGGGUUUGAAGGGAAGCAUGGCAAAAAUAUGGAUCGUAACAUAGUGAAUUAUAUGCGAGAUAUGAUAAAAUCUAAACCAAAACAAGAUGCCAUCUACGCAGAAGGUGGCCCUUUGAAUCCUGAAGAAUUACAAGGCCCUUUAAAUUCAAGGAUAACGAGCCAGAAACAUUACUUACACCGGAAAGAUGGUGUUACAGAUACGGACGAUUUUUCAGGUGAAAAUUACAAAUUUUAUUCCGACGACUUGCAAGAUUUGCUUAAUAACGAAUGGGGCUUUAAGCGUAGGGAAAGAGAUGAUGUUAAAAAGCCCGGGCCGCGCUUGAAUGCGAAAGCGUUAAAGAUUUUAUACCACAAUAAUUCGGUGGCAGCUGAAGAUCCAGCUCAUACAUUAAAAAACAGCAAACAUACCGAACAUAACCAUAAUGAUUUUGAUUAUGAUCCGGCGUACGCCUACGUUUUACUUAAAAAUGGAUUACUCACCAAUUGGGCUAAAGGAAUUUCAUUUAUAUCGAAGAUUGAGGAAAUGUUGGGUCUGGAUAAAAACUCAUUCUCGAACCCGCGAGUUGACCUACGGGAAGUGACAUUCAAAGUGGAAAAAAAUAAUAAAGGCUACGAUGCUGUUGACGUUGCAAGGCGAGUUGAUGACAUCAAAGAUGAUCUAUUAAGAGAAACUGGAGCCCAGAUAAUUUCUACUGGAGUUGGUGACAGAAGCAAGCGUCCUAUAAUGCGUCAUGUAGCUUCUCCGGAUACUUUAAUUUUCGGCUUAGAGCUACCCGUUUUCCUGGCGUUAGUUGGAAGCUUUUCUGUUUUGGUCGUAGGCGCAAUUAUUUUCGCUAUUCUGUUGAAAAAAGACAUGUCCGGAAAGAAAAAAUCACAAGGCCUUUCAUCUGCAGCGGAAAUUGAUGCAGAGGCCACAAGAGAUUACCAGGAGCUAUGUAGAGCACGUAUGUCUGGGAAGUGGUCUGGCCAACAGACAGCAGCUAAUGCGUCAUCUAACCCCGCGGAGCCUGCCCAACGCAUCACGUCUUUGUCACGAGAACCCGAUGGAAACUCGCCUUCUACACGAUCCAGCACCUCUUCAUGGAGCGAAGAACCAGCUCUAACCAAUAUGGACAUUUCAACUGGUCACAUGGUCUUGGCAUAUAUGGAAGAUCACCUUCGCAACAAGGAUCGCUUGGAGCAGGAGUGGCGUGCUCUGUGCGCAUACGAGGCCGAACCCUGUGCUACAACUUCAGCUCUUAAGCCGGAGAAUAGUGCGAAAAACAGAUAUGCUGAUGUGCUUCCUUACGACCAUUCCAGGGUUAUUCUGAACACCUUAUCCAACCAUGUCGGAUCGGAUUACAUCAAUGCUUCGACAAUUACUGACCACGACCCACGCAAUCCUGCAUACAUCGCAUCAGCUGGACCACUCCCCCACACGGCACCUGAUUUCUGGCAGAUGGUCUGGGAGCAAGGCUCAGUUGUCAUGGUGAUGUUGACUCGACUUACGGAAAACGGACAACAACUGUGCCACCGCUAUUGGCCUGAGGAAGGAUCUGAACUUUACCACAUUUAUGAGGUACACCUUGUCAGCGAGCAUAUUUGGUGUGAUGACUACCUGGUUCGAAGCUUCUACCUGAAGAACCAACGUACCGGCGAGACCCGCACCGUCACCCAGUUCCAUUUCCUCUCGUGGCCUGAGAACGGAGUACCAGCGUCGACCAAAGCUCUGUUGGAAUUCAGGAGAAAGGUGAAUAAGUCUUACAGAGGAAGAUCUUGUCCAAUCGUAGUGCACUGCAGCGAUGGCGCCGGCCGCUCUGGAACGUACUGUCUGAUAGACAUGGUAUUGAACCGGAUGGCUAAAGGCGCUAAGGAGAUCGACAUCGCAGCCACUCUCGAGCAUAUCCGAGACCAGCGCACCCGCACUGUCGCUACUAAGCAGCAAUUUGAGUUUGUGCUGAUGGCGGUCGCUGAAGAGGUACACGCUAUUUUGAAAGCUUUACCUGCUCACCUGCAACAGCUGCAAGAGAAGAAAGACAAGGAGAAAGAAAAAGAGAAGGAGAAGGAGAAAGAAAAAGAUGGAACGGAAAAGAAACCCACUAACUAAAUGCAACGCCCACGCGAUCUCACGAUAAUGUCUAAAUUUUACUUUUAAUAAUAUUUAUGAUGUGUAAUGGAUUAGGAUUAUUGAUGUUGCAUAGCCUCUGUGUUGAUAAUUUAUUUUAAAGCACUAUUAAUAUAUUGAAAUAUAUAAUUUAAAUACGUUAAAAAGGUUCUAUCUGAUAAAAAAGAAUUUAAGAAAAUUUUAAUACAAAUUCUCAAGUGGUUUUCCAUUCGCAAUGGCAGCAGCCUUCAACUCGAGCAUUUAUUUUUGUAAAUGUGCUCUUUUAAGAGUUAUAUUUUCUAUAAAACUGUUUAUUAAUUCUAUAAAACCUAUUAACAUUAAAUAUAUAUUAUCUAUGAAUGUAUUUAUACGCUUGUAUGUUUUCGUUGAAAAUUUAUGUUUAUUAUUUUAGAAGUAUUUUAGUAGUUGUUUGGAUUUAUAAUUUAUUCGUGCAAUAUGGAUUAUGGAAGAGAAAACCGCACUAAAUUUUAUCAUAUAAGUACAUAAUCUCUAUGAAUCUUCGAAUACCUACCUCCCUAUCGAUAAAUAUUCAUAUACUGAAUUUUACCAAUGUUUCAAAAUAUCGAUCCAAAAAUAAUUUAUUUACAGGAAGAUAUUUAAAAUCCGCAAAGUUUUAAUAACAAAAAAGUAUUUAUUGGUCUUAGAUCUAACUAGUCAAAAUGAUUCUAGUCAUUAAUAAAAUACCAAACCAAACAUUAACUUAUCAUAUUUUGUUAAUAAACAAAACCAUAUUUAAUGUCGUUCUGAAAGUCUGUGAGUACUAAGUACCUAACAAUACAGUUAAGGGACGAUACUGCAUGAUUUCAAAUAUUUAAAAAUAUACUGCAACAAUCAAAUAUAUCCUAAAUAAUCCUAAUAAUCUUAUACCGGUUGUAAAGUAAUCGCUCUGGAAGCCGUGAUGGUAAUUUUCUCUAGGCGUUUACUAGAUAAAAGAAAAUAAUAAUUAUUUGAUAAAUAAUAAUGAAAUAAUGCAAUCUUUAAUUGGGUCUUCAUAUUUUGUGAAACCGUAAUGUCAAAGCAUCAUGAAUUCGAAAAAACGUGACCGCUUUCUGAUCUUUUGAUCAUAAAAAAGUAUUAGAAUUAUUAUACUGUUGAUGCUACUAAAAAUACCAUUAGCAAUUUUAUAAAUUUCAGCUUCUGGAGCGAUUACCGUGGCCACAUACUGUAGAUACAUUGAACUUAAAAUUUUUGCUUUAAAACUUUCCGUAAAAACCUUUGAUAGUUGUUACUGAAUGAAAUAUUAUGUCUCAAAACGUAUAAUGAUAUAUUUAUGUAACUAGAACUAAGGGAACCUUCACAAUCAUAUCCUGAUCAAACUGAAUACCUGAUAACGAUAAAAUCUUAAAUUAUAACUCGAAGUUAAUAUUUACUGACUGUAGCUAACUGUAGCAGAGUACUCAAACAAUUGUUAUUAUGAAUGAAAUUUAUAUAAAAAUAAUAUUUAUUGCGUAUUAUUGAGAAAAAAAAUGUAAAAAAAAAAUAAUCACGAAAUUGUCAAUGUAGUUUUUAGAUUUUAAGAGAAAAAUAUAUUUAACCGUAUUUCUGUAUGAAAUUAUAUGUAGUUUUUAUGUGGAUGAAUUGAA
This is a messenger RNA of Bombyx mori (domestic silkworm), 5150 nucleotides long. RefSeq names its product receptor-type tyrosine-protein phosphatase N2. Gene Ontology annotation, molecular function: protein tyrosine phosphatase activity. Lineage: Eukaryota; Metazoa; Arthropoda; Insecta; Lepidoptera; Bombycidae. The record is from RefSeq and is a predicted model, not a curated record. The transcript is spliced from 23 exons. The coding region runs from base 409 to 3549 and encodes 1046 amino acids. Gene Ontology annotation, biological process: protein dephosphorylation; regulation of secretion. Gene Ontology annotation, cellular component: secretory granule; synapse.